CUGCACACAAGGUAUAUGCCCAAGAUCCUAGGGUCAUGUAAGCCGCAUCCCAGGCACCUGGGAAGUGCUGCAGGGUGGUGACAGGGGCAGCACGAGCCUCUGCGCGUCGUCCUGUUGCCCGCCCACAACAAGACGCGUUUUUGCUGCACUUGUAAGCAACACGCGCUUCCCAGAGCACGACUACUUAAAACUUCCCGCAACCGCGGUCCUCUGCUCGCUCUUUUGCAUUCUUCACUUCCACAACUCCACCCAAUUAACCCCGACGUACUCACUUCCUCUUCACCUUGUCGGGGCAUAGAAAACCUCCUUCGUAAAUAGCCCUUCCGGUGCCUUCAGCAUCCUCUUGCCGGAACUGCAGGCUGCCACGCGGAACGCCUGCCCCUCUCCGUUCCCGUACCCCUCUCAGAGCAGUCUUCACAACACCUCGACGCGAUGUUUGUAAGAAAGCGAGAUGGACGCCAGGAGCGCGUUCAGUUCGACAAGAUCACGGCGCGUGUCUCACGACUGUGCUAUGGUCUGGACAUGAACCAUGUCGACCCGGUUCAGAUCACCCAGAAGGUCAUUAGUGGUGUCUACGGAGGUGUUACAACCAUCCAGCUGGACGAUCUGGCCGCAGAGACAGCCGCGUACAUGACCGUCACCCACCCCGACUACGCCAUUCUCGCUGCCCGUAUCGCAGUUUCCAACUUGCACAAGCAGACAAAGAAGCAAUGGUCUGCCGUUGUGAGCGAUCUUUACCAUUACGUCAACCCAAAGAACCGCAAGGCGUCGCCCAUGAUCUCCCAGGAGACAUACGACUGCGUCAUGCGUCACAAGGAGGAGUUCGACUCCGCCAUUGUCUACGACCGUGACUUUGGUUACCAAUACUUCGGCUUCAAGACCCUCGAGCGUUCAUACCUCCUCAAGCUCGAUGGUAAAGUUGUCGAGCGGCCACAGCACAUGAUCAUGCGUGUCGCUGUCGGCAUCUGGGGAGACGAUGUCGAGAGGGUUAUUGAGACCUACAACCUCAUGUCGAACAAGUUCUUCACACAUGCCUCCCCCACAUUGUUCAAUGCUGGCACUCCUCAGCCCCAGCUGUCAUCAUGCUUCCUCGUCGACAUGAAGGAGGACAGCAUUGAGGGCAUCUACGACACCCUCAAAACUUGUGCUAUGAUCUCUAAGAUGGCGGGUGGUAUUGGUCUGAACGUGCACCGCAUCCGUGCCACCGGCUCAUACAUUGCUGGCACCAACGGUACCUCUAAUGGCAUCACCCCGAUGUUGCGGGUCUUCAACAACACCGCCCGAUACGUCGACCAGGGCGGUAACAAGCGUCCCGGUGCCUUCGCUAUCUACCUUGAGCCAUGGCACGCUGAUGUCUUCGAGUUCCUUGACCUGCGCAAGAACCACGGCAAGGAGGAGAUCCGAGCCCGUGACCUUUUCCUUGCCCUCUGGAUCCCUGAUCUUUUCAUGAAGCGCGUCGAGAAGAACGGUGACUGGACCCUGAUGUGCCCCAACGAGUGCCCUGGCCUCGCCGACUGCUACGGCGAAGAGUUUGAGGCUCUCUACGAGCAGUACGAGAAGGAGGGCCGUGGUCGCAAGACCAUGAAGGCACAGAAGCUGUGGUAUGCUAUCCUUGAGGCUCAGACUGAGACCGGCAACCCCUUCAUGCUAUACAAGGACCACGCAAACCGCAAGAGCAACCAGAAGAACCUGGGUACCAUCCGAAGCUCUAACCUCUGCACUGAGAUCAUUGAGUACUCGGCCCCGGACGAGGUCGCUGUGUGCAACCUGGCCUCCAUUGCUCUGCCCUCAUAUGUCGACUACGACAACAACUGCUACAACUUCCAACAGUUGCACGAGGUCACCCAGGUUGUCGUCCGAAACCUGAACAAGAUCAUUGAUGUCAACCACUACCCGGUCAAGGAGGCCUACAACAGCAACAUGCGACACCGACCUAUUGGUGUCGGUGUCCAGGGUCUUGCCGACGCAUUCUUGGCGCUACGCAUGCCCUUCGACUCUCCAGAGGCCCGUGAGCUCAACAAGCAGAUCUUCGAGACCAUCUACCACGCUGCUCUCACCGCAUCAAGUGACAUUGCCAAGGUCGAGGGCCCCUACAAGACAUACGAGGGCAGCCCCGUCUCACAAGGCAUCCUGCAGUUCGACAUGUGGAAUGUCAAGCCCUCCGACCUCUGGGACUGGGAUGCGCUCAAGGCCAAGAUCAAGGAGACUGGUGUUCGCAACAGCUUGUUGCUGGCACCAAUGCCGACUGCGUCGACGUCGCAGAUCCUGGGCAACAAUGAGUGCUUCGAGCCAUACACCUCCAACAUCUACCAGCGACGUGUGCUCGCUGGCGAGUUCCAGGUCGUCAACCCUUGGCUCCUCAGGGACCUGACAGAGCUUGGCUUGUGGUCUGAGGCCAUGAAGAACCGCAUCAUCGCCGAGGAUGGUUCCGUUCAGAACAUUCCUAGCAUCCCGGCUGAUAUCAAGGCCCUUUACAAGACCGUCUGGGAGAUCUCUCAGAGGACCAUCGUGCAGAUGUCUGCUGACCGUGGUGCCUUCAUUGAUCAGUCUCAGUCUCUCAACAUCCACAUGAGGGAGCCAUCCAUGGGCAAGAUCACCAGCAUGCACUUUGCCGGCUGGAAGCUCGGUCUCAAGACUGGCAUGUACUACCUCCGCACUCAGGCAGCUGCCGCACCCAUCCAGUUCACUGUCGACCAGGAGGCACUCAAGAUCCAGGAACAGGCCGGUGCGAAGCACAGUGGUCUUGGCAAGCGUGCCCCCCCAGCGGGAAUGUGGCAGCCUUCAGCUAGUAGCUUUGUGCGGCCCAUGUACGCCAAGAAGGAGUCGAUCAGCGGCAGCAAGACAGUGAGCUCUAACGGAAUCCCCACGCCGAGCAUUACGCCGCCUCCUUCGACUCCCACUGUCGACCAAGAGGCAGCAGCGCGCAUCUUGUCAUCUCCUUCCAAGCCCAGGACCGUCCCGUUCAAGGCUGAUCAAGAGGAGGGCGAGAGCCCCAAGGCUCUGCCCAUCGAGCCUGCGGAGAAGCCCGUGGAGGAGGAGCUCCUGGACGGCAAGAAGCCUGACGGACAGUCCGAGGACAAGGACGACGACAGUGCUGACCGUGAGCACGAUAUCUACUCGCAAGCUGUCCUGCAAUGCAGCAUCGACAACCCCGAGUCCUGCGUGAUGUGCAGUGGUUAAGUACAAUAUAUCAAUCAGUAUUGUGUAUAGGGAAUGAGCACGAGUCGAUGUUGACGACAGCAAGUCAUGACGAGAAUGGGCGUCGAUUUUGAUUUUCUUUUUCUCAUUUGGGCAUGGGGUUUCCUCAUUAAACGGUGCAAGGGUUGGCGGCAUACAUAAAUCGCUUGCAAGACAAUUGGGUAAUAUUGCGAGGUUGCGUCGCGUUGCACGGCAGCAAUGGCGAUGUGAAUACAUGGUACGAGUCGAGCACGGGAGGUUGCAGUCAUGGUGAGGCGUGUAAGAGCCCAUCUCUUCAUUGAGGUGCCACAUGCCAUCCCCCCCCUUUUUCCCUCUCUUGUCUUGUCAUACCACUCUCUGUUUGUAAGUCGGGUCACGGAUGUUUAUAGUCUUUUUCAUGUGCGAAUAAAGUAUCGAUCAGACGUU
Diaporthe batatas is the source of this 3603-nucleotide messenger RNA. RefSeq lists its product as uncharacterized. Gene Ontology annotation, cellular component: ribonucleoside-diphosphate reductase complex. Gene Ontology annotation, biological process: deoxyribonucleotide biosynthetic process; DNA replication. The coding region runs from base 433 to 3180 and encodes 915 amino acids. The record is from RefSeq and is a predicted model, not a curated record. The transcript is spliced from 4 exons. NCBI's taxonomy places the organism in Eukaryota, Fungi, Ascomycota, Sordariomycetes, Diaporthales, Diaporthaceae. Gene Ontology annotation, molecular function: ribonucleoside-diphosphate reductase activity, thioredoxin disulfide as acceptor; ATP binding.